AUGACAAAAAUUUUCUCAUCACGUACAGCAAAUCUUAUGCCGUUUCGACGUACAAAGCCAGGCUUUGGAGCUGAAAAUCGUUCAGCUAUUGGAAGAGCUACAGUGGAUAACAGACGUUUAACACAAUUUGGAUUCGGUGGAUCUUCAUCUCAUACAUUGGUACAUUUCACUGAUCCAUCAUCACCAGUUACAUUAAAUGUUUUUACAUAUGAUGAUGAUGGUUUUACGGAAAAUACAUACAAAAAAGUGGAUGACAUUCCAAAUGCAUUGAUAGCAUCACCAACACAUAUGACAUGGAUUGAUGUAGAUGGAGUUCAUUAUCAAGAUGUUGUAACUCAAUUAGCUGAUCGUUUUGAUAUUCAUUCAUUAGUUCAAACGGAUAUAAAAACAACUGAACAACGAACAAAAUUAGAUGUUCUUGAUGAUGCAUUAUUUCUUAUAUGUAAAUUAAUAUAUCGUGAUGUGGCACAUUCAGGUCAUACGGUCAUUGAACAAAUGAGUUUUUAUUUGAAAACUAAUAUUCUUAUUACAUUUCAAGAAACACCUAAAGAUUUAUUUGAUUCAAUUAAGAAUCGUAUUCGACAAGGUAAAGGUCGUAUAAGAAAAUCUAAAAUUGAUUAUCUAUUCUAUUCACUUGUGGAUGUUGUUGUUGAUCAUUAUAUGGAUGUACUUGAUACAAUGGGUACAAAAGUUGAAGCAAUUGAUAAUCAAUUAAUGAAAACACUUAAACGUGAUACAUUAGAACAUAUUUAUGAUAUGAAACGUAAUAUGUUAUAUUUACGUUCAGUUAUUUCACCAUUAAAAGAAAUAUUAAUUAAAUUACAAAAAGAAGAAGAAACACAAAUUAUGCAAGAAAGUACAAAUAUUUAUUUAAAAGAUUUAUUUGAUCAUAUUAUACAAGUUAAUGAUUCAAUUGAUACAUAUAGAGAAAUGUUAGCAUCAUUUAUUGAUUUUUAUAUGAUGUUAAAUUCUAAUGCUAUGAACGAAGUUGUUAAAACAUUAACAAUUAUAUCAACUAUUUUUAUACCAUUAACAUUUAUUAGUGGUAUUUAUGGCAUGAACUUUGAAAAUAUGCCAGAAUUGACGUAUAAAUAUUCCUAUUACAUUGUACUUGCUGUUAUGGCUUCAUUGGCAAUUUUUAUGCUGUCAUGUUUUAAACGUAAACAUUGGUUUUAA
Adineta steineri is the source of this 1176-nucleotide messenger RNA. Lineage: Eukaryota; Metazoa; Rotifera; Eurotatoria; Adinetida; Adinetidae. The record is from the annotation of a GenBank genome assembly.